This is a messenger RNA of Danio aesculapii, 2015 nucleotides long. RefSeq names its product v-src avian sarcoma (Schmidt-Ruppin A-2) viral oncogene homolog (gene src). The record is from RefSeq and is a predicted model, not a curated record. Lineage: Eukaryota; Metazoa; Chordata; Actinopteri; Cypriniformes; Danionidae. Gene Ontology annotation, cellular component: extrinsic component of cytoplasmic side of plasma membrane. Gene Ontology annotation, biological process: cell differentiation; epidermal growth factor receptor signaling pathway; progesterone receptor signaling pathway. Gene Ontology annotation, molecular function: ATP binding; growth factor receptor binding; non-membrane spanning protein tyrosine kinase activity. Bases 356 to 1960 code for a protein of 534 amino acids. The transcript has 12 exons.
UCUAUCAUCUCCAGGGUUUGACUCCCCCUUCUGCCGUGUGCUGCUGCUGGUUCUCAGGGACACAUUGAGAAACUGAUGCUACACCGCUCGCUUUUAAUCGUGACGCUGGAUAUUAAUUGUUACCGGCGUGCAGCUGUGCGCUUUCUCAGGCAAACCCCCGUCAUGCACGCACACUGACUGACCGCGCUCGCGCUCUCCGUUUCAUUCCGUGUAUCAGAAGCGUCAACAUUAUUGACCAUGGAAAGCUGAGCCUCGUUCAUUCAUAGACCGAAAACAGUCAAUCAAAGGUCAGCCAGAAAAACAAAGGGAUUUUAUUCACGCCACAUUUCGUGUGGUUCUCGACGAGGCCUCGGCCAUGGGUGGAGCCAAGAGUAAACCCAAAGAGCUGGGCCAGCGCUCGCGGAGCCUGGACGACGGCACCGGAGGACACCACCACCAUACCCCCAACCCCACCUCCUUCACCCCCAACCGCAGUCCACCGGUGGAGGGGUCCCGGCGUGGCACACAGCCCAACAUCAUCAACGCGGAGCAGGCGCUGUUUGGGGGAGUGAAUUCCACCACCAACAGCAUCACGUCUCCUAAUCGAAUCGGCAUAUUAGGCGGCGUGACCACAUUUGUGGCUCUGUAUGACUACGAGUCACGAACCGCCUCCGAUCUGUCAUUCAGGAAAGGAGAACGACUCCAGAUUGUCAAUAACACGGAGGGCGACUGGUGGCUAGCACGAUCACUGACGACAGGAGAGAGCGGAUACAUUCCCAGCAAUUACGUGGCACCGUCUGACUCCAUCCAGGCUGAAGAAUGGUACUUUGGGAAAAUCACACGCAGAGACUCCGAGCGACUGCUCUUGAAUCUGGAGAACAGAAGAGGAACUUUCCUGGUCAGAGAGAGCGAGACCACCAAAGGUGCCUACUGUCUCUCCGUCCUGGAUUACGACAACGUGAAGGGCCUGAAUGUGAAACAUUAUAAGAUCCGCAAGCUGGACAGCGGUGGAUUUUACAUAACGUCCCGCACACAGUUCAGCACGUUACAGCAGCUGGUCAACCACUACCGCCAGCAUGCAGACGGCCUGUGCCACUCUCUCACUGACGUGUGUCCAGUGCUGAAGCCUCCAACUCAGGGUCUGGCGCGUGACGCCUGGGAGAUUCCUCGAGACUCUCUGAGACUGGAUGUCAAGCUGGGCCAGGGCUGCUUCGGGGAGGUCUGGAUGGGCACUUGGAACGGGACAACGCGUGUGGCCAUCAAGACUCUGAAGCCUGGCACCAUGUCUCCCGAAGCGUUCCUCCAGGAAGCGCAGGUCAUGAAGAAGCUCCGGCAUGAGAAGCUGGUGCAACUGUACGCCGUUGUCUCCGAGGAGCCCAUUUACAUCGUCACCGAGUACAUGGGACAAGGAAGCCUACUGGAUUUCCUGAAAGGUGACAUGGGGAAAAUGCUGCGUUUGCCUCAGCUCGUGGACAUGGCCUCUCAGAUCGCCUCAGGAAUGGCGUACGUGGAGAGAAUGAACUACGUGCACAGGGACCUCAGGGCUGCCAACAUCCUGGUGGGCGAUAACCUGGUGUGUAAAGUGGCUGAUUUCGGCCUCGCUCGACUCAUCGAGGACAACGAAUACACCGCCAGACAAGGAGCGAAGUUUCCUAUUAAGUGGACUGCACCGGAGGCAGCUCUGUACGGACGCUUCACCAUCAAAUCUGACGUGUGGUCGUUUGGGAUUUUACUGACGGAGCUCACCACCAAAGGCAGGGUGCCUUAUCCAGGUAUGGUGAACCGCGAGGUGCUUGACCAGGUGGAGCGCGGCUACAGGAUGCCCUGCCCGGCCGAGUGCCCCGACUCCCUGCAUGAGCUCAUGCUGACCUGCUGGCGCAAAGAGCCCGAAGAACGACCCACAUUUGAGUAUCUGCAGGGUUUCCUGGAGGACUACUUCACCUCCACCGAACCACAAUACCAGCCUGGAGAAAACCUCUAGGCCAAAGAGGAAAUAAACGUGCUUUAACCCAAACAACACCAAUCCAUAUGGGGGG